Messenger RNA from Acanthosepion pharaonis, 753 nucleotides. Lineage: Eukaryota; Metazoa; Mollusca; Cephalopoda; Sepiida; Sepiidae. The record is from the annotation of a GenBank genome assembly.
AUGAAGAAGGUAUCUGCUGGAGGCAGAGGACUAGCUUCAGCUGUCUAUCGACUUGACUGUGUUACACCAGAUUUCAUUAACGUUGCGUCAAAACCUCUUCAACGAGUUGUCUUUAGAGAUGUGAUUCACCUUGCAGUAAAAAUGGAGGAGCAAUACACUUCAGAUAUUGAAAGGAAGGAACUUCUACAGAAAAGACAUUAUUUUUUCCUGAAUGAAUUACAGCAAAUGGCUAGAGAAUUGCCUGGGAAAUACCAGCAGCGUGUUCCCUAUGACCUCUUGUCAGGUCUUGCUCAUGCCUUACUGGAUGGAACUGUCUUUGAAAUUGUCAGAAGCUUGUCAGAAGUGCAGCAUUUAGAGGAAAAGAACCUAUUUAACCAACGUGUAAAGCAGAUGAAUGACCAUAAAGCCCAGAAACAUGAAAUGUUAAAGAAGCACAAAGAAAUGAUUCAAGCUUGUGAGACCAAACCACAUAAUUUGCCUUUGGUAACAACACAAGUUGAACGAGAAAGAGAGAUAAUGAACAAGAGAAUUGAAGAUGAGGUAAAGAAGAGAGACAUGAAAACUAUCAUGGAAUUAGACCAAAAGAGCCUCAGACUCAACACUGAAGCCUACAUCAAGUACCUUGAGAAGGACUCUAAAAGAACUCUCUCUCUCUCUCUCUCUCUCUCUCUCUCUCAUAUUCUGAAAUGUGGUGUCAACAUGAGCCUUGUCCCUACUUGGGACAAUUUUCUUUUCUUUGAGUGGCCAAUAUAA